CCUUUCUGGCGACCCCCGACCGCAUCGCCGCCGUCCACGCCGCGUUCGACGCCGCGUGUGCUCGACGGACCACCGCCCCUGCGGAAGGCCCGGCCAGGGCCGCUGCUGCGGGGCCUGCUCCACAAUUCCGCAGACGAGGUGGCCGAGGUCCUGGGCAGGGACGCGCAGGCGGCCACGGACAUGUACCUCGACGGUGGGUCCGAGCCGCCGCUCUGCGCCGCCGUGAGGCUCGGGUGCGACGAGCGGGUCUUCGAGGUCCUGCUCGGCCAUGGCCUGGACGUCAAUGCCACGGACGCGCGCGGGCGCUCCCCGCUUGCCCUCCUCGGCGCCGAGUCCGCCCCGCAGCUGCCUCGCCCGUGCCGCCCGGCUGGCGCAGGGGCGGCGGCCCAGCGGCUGGAGGGGCGCCGGGUGCGCAUCGCUGCGGCACUCCUCCGGGCAGGUGCCGAGGCAGAGGUCCCGCUCUGA
Molecule: messenger RNA, 465 nt
Organism: Prorocentrum cordatum
Lineage: Eukaryota; Dinophyceae; Prorocentrales; Prorocentraceae
Source: the annotation of a GenBank genome assembly